ACCCGGGCUCCCGUCGGACAAACAGCAGCGCUAUGGAGUGCACUGCAGCGGUCCUGUUGUUGGGGCUCCUGUGGGCUCUGCUGUGGUUGCUUUACGACAAAAAGAGCAAGACCACGACAAGGCGCCUGCCUCCAGGACCAACGGCGCUUCCUCUGCUAGGAAACCUGCCUCAGCUGGACAAACAUGCACCUUUUAAAAGCUUCCUCAAGAUGAGCCAAACGUAUGGAGCGGUGAUGACCGUGCACCUGGGCUGGCAGCGUACGGUGGUCCUGGUGGGCUACGAGGCCGUCAAAGAGGCUCUGGUAGACCAAGCUGAUGACUUUGCAGGAAGAAUGCAGUUGCCGUUCCUCUACAAAGCCACCGGGGGCUACGGUUUGGGCAUCAGUAACGGCGAGCGCUGGCGACAGCUGCGGCGUUUCACCCUGACCACCCUACGAGAUUUCGGGAUGGGACGCAAAGGCAUGGAGGAGUGGAUCCAGGAGGAGAGCCAACACAUGAGGGCCCGCAUGGACUCUUACAAAAAGGCGCCCUUUGACCCCACCUUCCUGCUGAGCUGCUCAGUGUCCAACGUGGUGUGCUGCCUGGUGUUUGGACAACGCUUCAACUACGAGGACGCCGACUUCCAGCAGCUACUGGCCAUUAUCAAGGAACUGGUUAUGUUUGUGGCUAGUCCUCUGGGGCAGAUGUACAACAUCUUUCCUGGACUGACUGAGCGCCUGCCAGGCCACCAGCACAAAGUCUUUGCUCACAUGGAGACGGUGAGAUCUUUCAUCAAAAAGAAGAUCCAGCAGCAUGCAGACACUUUGGACUCUAACUCUCCCAGAGACUACAUUGACUGCUUCCUCAAUCGCAUCCAACAGGAGAAGGACAACGCUUCCAGUGAGUUCUUCUAUGACAACCUGGUAUCCACAGUCAUGAAUCUCUUCAUGGCUGGAACAGAAACCAGCAGCUCUACUAUUCGAUACGCCCUCAGCGUGUUCAUUAAACACCCUGAUAUACAAGAGAAAAUGCAGCAGGAGAUCGACGAUGUGAUUGGACGAGAACGUUGUCCCAACAUGGAGGACAGAAAGUCCAUGCCCUUUACAGAUGCAGUCAUCCAUGAGGUGCAGCGCUUUCUGGACAUUGUCCCCUUUAGCCUGCCACACUACACGCUGCAUGACGUCUCUUUUAGAGGCUACACCAUUCCCAAGGACACCAUCAUCAUUCCCAUGCUGCACUCUGUGCUGAAAGACGAGAAACAGUGGGCGGAGCCUUGGUCCUUUAAUCCUCAGCACUUCCUGGACCACAACGGCAACUUUAAGAAGAACCCGGCGUUCAUGCCUUUUGCGGCAGGGAAAAGAGCUUGUGUCGGGGAGUCUCUGGCCCGCAUGGAACUGUUCAUCUUCAUCACGUCACUGCUGCAACAUUUCAGCUUCUCCUGCGUCGGAGGUCCAGACAGCGUCAACCUUACGCCGGAGUACAGCAGCUUCGCCAACGUGCCGCGGCAACACCAGCUCAUCGCUACGCCUCGCUGACACGCGCGCCUCCAAAAAGGCUAAUCAGAACAGCGUCUCAGACCUCUCACACCAUCUUCACAUAUGGCUGCUUCACGUUUUUUUGCCAUUAUAAUUUAGUCUCAACAUGUGGCUUUUUACUCACAGGUUAAUGAGCUUGUGAGCAAAAUAUUUUUUCACGGGUUAUCUAUAUAUGUUUAAAUAUGCAUAUUACAAUGUGGUCAACAGUUUGAAAAUUUGUGCUCUACAGUCUAGCGAUGAUAAUGAUAAACCACAGGAAAAAUUAUUGACGGUUACUAUUACCGUUUCCAAUUGUAAUUAGUAGAGAUGUCCGAUAAUGGCUUUUUUGCCGAUAUCCGAUAUUGUCCAACUCUUAAUUACCGAUUCCGAUAUCAACCGAUACGAUAUAUACAGUCGUGGAAUUAACACAUUAUUAUGCCUAAUUUUGUUGUGAUGCCCCGCUGGAUGCAUUAAACAUGGUAAUGCUCUGACAGUGCAGCUGUCUUCA
Molecule: messenger RNA, 2001 nt
Organism: Nerophis lumbriciformis (worm pipefish)
Lineage: Eukaryota; Metazoa; Chordata; Actinopteri; Syngnathiformes; Syngnathidae
Product: cytochrome P450 2F3-like
Biological process (GO): xenobiotic metabolic process
Cellular component (GO): cytoplasm; intracellular membrane-bounded organelle
Molecular function (GO): oxidoreductase activity, acting on paired donors, with incorporation or reduction of molecular oxygen, reduced flavin or flavoprotein as one donor, and incorporation of one atom of oxygen; heme binding; iron ion binding
Source: RefSeq, a predicted model, not a curated record